AUGGUGCGCUUCAUCUCGCUGGCGCUCGCGGCCUUUGCAACUGCGCUCCAUGUCGUAGUGGGGGUCAGGUCGGAGAACCAUCCGGUCUGGUGGCACGAGCACUCAGCAAGCUCCCCCGAGAAACUUCAGCAGAGCCUGAGAGCCAUCCUGACGGACAGUACAGAUGUGACCACGCAGGCCAACACAGCCGAGGCGCGCCGCGAUGCGGAGGCACAGGAGCGGACUCUCCGGGAGCAGGUUGCCAUCAUCAGGAAGGACUGGCAGAGCGCCAGCGCCAGUGUUUGCCAUCAGCAGCUCGGCCGGGUGAUAAACAAUCUCACCCUUUCUUGUGAAGACUUGCAGCCGGAAGCCGACUGGCUUCUCGACUGCCUUCCGGACUCCUACGUCCUUCCGAACAAGACGUGUGCUGACAGCGUCAGCGACAUCUUCGCGUUAGGAAGCAAAUUGGUGGAGACCCUCCGCGUCUCCAGAGAUGCUUUAGCAUCCUUGGAUGUGGCCGGUGAAACGCUCCGUCGCUAUCAAGCACUAUCCUUUGUGAGGAGCUGGCUGGUGAAGCUGACUGAGACUCGUCAUCAUGCAUUGCUUUGGGCCGGCUUCUGGGAUGGGGACCCCGAGAAUCGCACGACAAAGGCAAAGCUCUUCAGCUUUGCCAAGGCCAUAGAUCACGCGACCGUCCACCCGGACAGCUUCUUGGGCCAAGCCAUCGAGGCGAGCCAGGACCUCGACGCCUGCUACAAGGACCCCCAGACCAAUGCGCUUGCAGCCAACAUGUGGUCAAUCGCAAGCAUGAGCUUCGUGCUCGGGAUGCGCGACAAGGCACAGGGAACGGUCCUUGCACUGGUCAACAAGCAGAUCACCGGCGAGCGGAACUUGUCGCAGUCCGUGCUGUCCACCCAUGAAAUCCCAACAGUGGGGCUUGCAGCCUGGGGCCUCGGGUUCUGGUCUCCGGAAGUGAUCGUUGUGGACCUUAUGGGCACGUGUGACCAGACGAGCCCAGCGCUGCAGAAGCAGCUGUUCGCCCGCUUACCCUCGUGGGCCAAGUCCAUGACGAGCUGGAGCCCAGAAGCCUUCUCGAUGAGGUCGCGGCUCCGGUGGCAGUGCAUCGACUGCUCGGGCGCUUGCACCCUGGACGAGGCUUUGGCAGAGCACGUGGAGAAGCUGGCAAAGGCCAAUGUGGAGCAGGACCGGAAGAACCAAGAGCUAUGCGAGGUCGUCGGCUGUUACGGUGCGGACGCCGCCCAGACCAGUCUCCGCACAGAGGUUUCGUUAGGGCUGCGUCUGUUGUAUUUAAUGCUGGGGCAGAACCAUCAGUUCAACAAGCAGAGGCAUUUGCAAGAGAAGAUCCGGGAAAAAAAUGAGCAGUGGCGGCUCUUGAAGGCGGGGCUUGCAGAUCAGGAGCGCGACAGCCGGGAGAGACAACUGGAGGUGGAGCAAGUCCUCCGCCGGAACGCUGAUCCGAAGGCUUUGAACCGGUUCUGCGGCACGGCCCUCAUAAGCGCCGCGGAUUUGGGGCUGCAGGAGGCGGUCGAGGCCUUGGGCAAGGCCGGGGCCCAGCUGGAGGCCCGCGAUGAGCGUGGCAACACAGCGCUGAUUCUCGCGUCAAAAACUGGCCACUUGAAGGUGGUCAAGGCCUUGGUGAAGGCUGGAGCCCCGCUGGAGGCCCGCAAUGCGAAAGGCCAAACAGCCCUCAUAAUCGCCGCGGCAAAAGGGCUGCAGGAGGUGGUCGAGGCCUUGGUGAAGGCCGGGGCCCAGCUGGAGGCCCGCGAUGAGGUUGGCAACACAGCCCUCAUUCUCGCGUCAUUUGGCCACUUGAAGGUGGUCAAGGCCUUGGUGAAGGCUGGAGCCCGGCUGGAGGCCCGCGAUGAGAACGGCGGCACGGCCCUGAUGUUCGCUGCAUACAACGGCUACCACGAGGUGGUGGAGGUCUUGGUGAAGGCCGGGGCCCAGCUGGAGGCGCGUGCUAAUGAUGGCAAAACAGUCCUCAUUGCCGCGUCAAUGGGUGGCCACUUGAAGGUGGUCGAAGACUUGGUGAAGACUGGAGCCCAGCAGGAGGCCCGCGAUGAGAAAGGCAACACAGCCCUCAUGAAAGCUGCGCAAGAAGGCCACCUGAAUGUGGUCGACUUCUUGAGGAAGGCUGGAGCUCUAGCAUAA
Molecule: messenger RNA, 2151 nt
Organism: Symbiodinium sp. CCMP2456
Lineage: Eukaryota; Dinophyceae; Suessiales; Symbiodiniaceae
Source: the annotation of a GenBank genome assembly